AUGUAUAUCCACAUGGCUCUACAAACAUCACCUCAGUGGUUCGCCCGCUUCGGACAGUGCGAAUUCAUUGAUAUUGAUGAAUCAGGCCUGGAUACAUCAAGUCUCCACGCCAGACUCAUCAAGCCCUCUACACGAGAUGCCCUUCUCAACCGACACAAAUGGUCAACAAUACCAUGCGAAGACGACAUCGAUGCUGCCACACUCUUGUCAGACCUCAGCCGCCUAGCACCCUCGGUAGUCAAGGAAUUCAUCCCAAAGGAACAUUGCGAGAGCAAUUUUGCCUUUCGGCUGAUAAACGACGUCGGCUUUCACGGGGAGGAGGGAGGAUACAUCGCUCUCAGCUAUUGUAGAAAGCCUGCUGCAAGUACCACACCAAGAAAGGUUCUGACACCCGUUGGAGAUCUUCCAUUCGGAUGGCUGAAGGAGAUUGAGCAAUUCCCACUACCAACUACUUCUGCACUUUUCCAAGCAGUUGUAAGAGAGAGGGGCGUGGGUGAAGGGCUGUGGUAUGACGAGGUGUGCAUCGAACAGGACAAUGAAGUCGAGAGGAACGCAGCUAUCGGAGUUAUUGAUAACGUCUACAAGAAUGCACGAGCAGUCGUUGUAGUACUGGACGACAUUGUUGUUUCGCCAGACGAAGAACGGUUUCUGCGUUAUUACGUUGAGCAGUACAAUUACUCUCAAGUGCCCCUGGACCAACAACCAAACUCUGGACUCCACCCACCUUUCAUGCAGCAGUAUGAGAUGUUCAACACAUUGGUACAACGCAUUCUAUCUUCUGAGUGGUUUGACCGCGCAUGGUGUGCUCAUGAGAUGCGAAUGGGACAAAGCCAUGUUUUUCUAGUGCCUUGCUUACGGCAUUACGAAGAUGAAGUGCAGACAAUCGUACGCUUUACCGGAUCCUUCUUUACUCAUCUUUUAAGUCUUGCAAGCGAAGUCAUCCACUUCACACCGACCCUAUCCGCAAAGCUUCGUUCAUUGUUCGACUUCUUCCAACAGCAAGACGCAUUCAUUAAAGGAGACCUCUCUGUACUUCGAACACCAGACAGCCAACACUGCCCAACUUCGCGGGAAACAUGUUCCAUAUCAAUGGCUGCCGACAUAUUUCGCAUGAAGGCCGGAGGAAACCCGCGUUUGCCAGAGUACCAACGAAGAUUGGACGCUAACCGAGACAAGACCAGCAUUGCGCUGAACGCUUCUGGUUUGCCUCUCGCCCUGGCUCCCUCAAAUCCAUUUUCGAGACCCAAUCUUGAGGACGAAUGUCUUCGCUCGCUGCUUCUAGUUGGGAUCGCGGCACGAGACCCUGUUGCACUGUGCACCAUUGGCACGCCACUACAGCUCCAUGACGGAUCCACCUCAUGGCUGUGUCGACCAACAUCUUUGGAUGUGAGCUCCUCUCAAGUACCUCCACACUUCCCAAGACAAGCGAACCAGUUGGUCCAAGCGACCGACGGCAGAGCAGAAUACGCACAGCUGGAUCUUAUCUUCUUAGAUCUCCCACAUCGCACCCAGCCGAGUGCUUCUUUUCCAUCUCACGUUGCCAGAGCACGCAUGCUCAUCGAUCUCUGUGUUCAAUAUCAAAUACCAGGAUCUGGACUGUGGGGCUUCUCUCAGGCACCGAAUCACCCGCGCACGCCAGCCUUGCGCAAUAUUUUCAUUCAGACACUAGCCUGUGUUUUCCAGUGCGGGCCACAGUGGGUGGUAGAUGUCAUCUCCAGCCUCCAAGAUUCCAACGCGCCCCGCAUGGAACCCUACACCAUUGAGAUGCUACUGAACCCACACCUCAUCUUGCAAAACUAUAUUUUACUUGCCGAGGGCCAGGCUGCAAUGACGGCACUUGUGCAUUUUCUCUCUACCUUGAUUGCAUCUGGGAUCCCAUGGCCUUCAGGCGCCUCGGAACGCACACAUGGUCCCCUCAUCAUAUCCGCACCCUCCUCCUCGGCUACCUAUGAUUACGCCGGUCCACCCACACAAGGGAGCAAGGCCAUCAUCUUUGCCCCUUUUGAGCACUCCAAGACACUGCUUAUUGCCGUACCCAAGGCCGUACAAGGAUCUGAAUACAGUGCCCUGGCGCGCGGUUGGAUUUUGACCAGCAUGAAUCCUUACACUGGAAGCCCGAAGCCUACCGUGAGCUGGACUUUGCAAUCUAAAGGUGCCAUCUUUGGAGAUGUGAAUUUCAACGCUAGAUUGGCUACUAGUGGGGAAAUGGACGUCAGGAACCAUCGUGUCUAUGGCCCCUCGCGUCGUUGA
Molecule: messenger RNA, 2250 nt
Organism: Bipolaris maydis ATCC 48331
Lineage: Eukaryota; Fungi; Ascomycota; Dothideomycetes; Pleosporales; Pleosporaceae
Source: RefSeq, a predicted model, not a curated record